This is a messenger RNA of Scleropages formosus (Asian bonytongue), 5401 nucleotides long. RefSeq names its product forkhead box protein O1-A-like. Gene Ontology annotation, molecular function: DNA-binding transcription factor activity, RNA polymerase II-specific; RNA polymerase II cis-regulatory region sequence-specific DNA binding. Bases 384 to 2417 code for a protein of 677 amino acids. The record is from RefSeq and is a predicted model, not a curated record. The transcript has 4 exons. Gene Ontology annotation, cellular component: nucleus. Gene Ontology annotation, biological process: regulation of transcription by RNA polymerase II. NCBI's taxonomy places the organism in Eukaryota, Metazoa, Chordata, Actinopteri, Osteoglossiformes, Osteoglossidae.
UCUCGCGCUCGCAGUCGUAGAGCUUCGUGCGAGGGCGACGGAACGGGACUCCGCCGGAAACGUGCGAUGUGAAGACAGUCAAGCGGCGCCGGCCGGAAGACACCUUGGACACCGAUACGAUAGCAGAGACACGUACACACUGUCACACUAACAGCACGGGAACCGCUUCACGCGUCGGCUCCGCUCGCCGCCGGCCGCCGGCUCAGCCCCACGAGUGGCGAGUCUCCCCAGACUGCGCUUCAGAGUCGCACGUGCGAGCUCGCCAAGUGACCGAGUUCCCUCGUGACUCCGUCUUUCCCUCUCCGUGCGAUCCCUCGCUUUUUUCUUUCUGGAAGGUCUGGUGUGCGCGAGUCGUCGGGGUCUGUCUGAGCUGUUCUGGUAAGAUGGCAGAGGCGCCGCAGCAGCAGUUCGUGGACAUCGAUCCGGAUUUCGAGCCGCUCUCGCGGCCCCGCUCGUGCACCUGGCCCCUACCUCGCCCGGAGUUCUUGGACCCGUCGGGCUCCAGCACGUCCUCGCCGGCGGCAUCCGUGAAGCACGAGCCGGGGGGCCACGCGGACUACGUGAACAGCCUGAGCCUGCUGGAGGAGGGCGAGGACUACCGCGAGCAGAAGGCGGUCGCGCUGUGCGGGGACUUCGGGUGUCAGGAGGAGUGCGUCCACCAGCAUCAUCAGCAUCAUCAUCAGCCGCAGCAGCAGCAUCAUCAGCAGCACCAUCACAGCCCCCAGGUCCCACAACAGCAGCAGCAGCAGCAGGCGCACGCUGGUGCGCUUCCCUCCCCCGUGGGCUCCUCUUCCUCCGUGUCGGCAGCCGCCGCCGCCGCGGCGCAGAGGAAGAGCAGCUCUUCGCGCAGGAACGCGUGGGGGAACAUGUCGUACGCGGACCUGAUCACGAAGGCCAUCGAGAGCUCCCCGGAGAAGAGGCUCACGCUGUCGCAGAUCUACGACUGGAUGGUCAAGAGCGUACCCUACUUCAAGGAUAAGGGCGACAGCAACAGCUCGGCUGGUUGGAAGAACUCCAUCCGCCACAACCUUUCCCUGCACAGCCGUUUUGUCCGGGUUCAGAAUGAGGGCACGGGCAAGAGCUCUUGGUGGAUGCUGAACCCAGAGGGGGGCAAGAGUGGAAAAUCACCCCGGCGCCGUGCUGCCUCCAUGGACAACAACAGCAAGUUUACUCGGAGCCGAGGGCGAGCCGCCAAGAAAAAGGUGUCUCAUCAGAGUAGUGAGGGGGGUGCCGACAGUCCUGGCUCCCAAUUCGCCAAGUGGCCGGGGAGCCCCAAUUCCCACAGCAACGAUGACUUUGAGGCAUGGAACACGUUCCGGCCACGUACCAGCUCCAAUGCCAGCACGGUGAGCGGCCGCCUCUCACCCUUCCUGCCUGAGCAGGAUGACUUGGGCGACGGCGACAUGCACCUGGUCUACCCUCCAGGCCCCGCCUCCAAGAUGUCCACCACGCUGCCAAGCUUGACGGAGGUGACCGGGUCACUUGACCACCAUGGCUCAGAAAAUGUCAUGGAGAGCUUGCUGGACAACCUCAACUUGGUUUCCCCAAAGGCGUCCCAGGUGGGUGGGACAGGAGGUGGGGCUGGCAAUGGCUCUGCCCAGUCAUCCCCCUCUUCCAUGAUGCAAGCCAGCACCCCCUACCCUGCCUAUAGCCCCCCCAGCAUGACACCUCAGCCCCCUCAGGACUAUCGCAAGCGUUUGUAUGAUCAGGCAGGGGUGUCCACACUUCCCCCUAUGAACCUGCAAACUUUGCCGGAGACCAAGCCAAGUUAUGGCUCGUACCUGGGGCAGUACUGCCCUGCGGGACUCCUCAAGGAGCUGCUUACAUCAGACGCAGACCCCCACGGUGAGCUCAUGCCAUCAGUGGACACAGUGGUGACACAGUCGGCUGGGGGUUGCAUGCUUCCUCCAUAUAGUACCCAGACCCAGCAGGGUCCUGGGGCAAAGAUGAUGAGCCAACAUCCUCACCCCCACCCACACCAGCACCCACACCAGCACACGGUCCAUGGACAGGCUCCACCCACCACGGUGGCCUUGAAUGGUCGUGCCCUCCACCCACUAAUCUCCAUGAGCCAUGCCCCGGCCCAGAGCCGCCUGGCUGCCAUCAAGCAGCACAUGCAGCUUCCCCAUGGCCAGCAGCUCCAGCCAGGUGGUACGGGUGGCCUGUUGCCCGGUUACUGUGGCAUUAGUGCCAACGGCUACGGGAGACCUGGCCUACCGCAGCCAUACCCCCACGAGAAGCUGCCCAGCGAUCUCGAUGGCAUGUCAGUCGAGCGCUUUGAGUGCGACAUGGAGUCUGUGCUACAUGAUGCGCUCAUGGACGGUGACUCGCUGGACUUCAACUUCGAACCCAUGGUCACCCAGCAGGGGUUUGUUCAUGGCGUCAAGACCACCACACACAGCUGGGUGUCGGGGUAGUGGUGGCGGAGCUGCUCAGAUACUCACACAGAUCCACUGAGAAAAGCACCUCAGUCUGAGCCAGACUUCCCUGAGGAAAAUGGGACACUUAUCCAAAGACGCCAUCCUCCUCCUCCUCCUCCUCCCCUCCGUCCAGCUCCAUCCUGAUCACUUCUCUCUGUGUUCACCACAGAAGAAAAAGGACUUUUAUUUUUCCCCUCCUGUGCACUCUUCUCAGACUUUACACUGAGGGAGAGCUAUGUCCAAAAUAUUUGGCUGCCGUGUCCAUGUUUUGUGCUGCUUUGGAUUUUUAUUUUUUAUUUUUUUAUUUAUUUAUAUUUUUUAAGAACUCCACUGCCGUUGGAAUUUGUAUAGCGUAAACCAAGUGCCAAAUGUGAGAACAGAAUUUAUUUACACUGCGUCUGUUUUGUGGAGUUAGAAAACUUGUGAGAAAACACACACACUUGCUUUCUAAAAAGUGCCUGUCAGGUUUCUGGUUCCAGCUGCAACACACACACUCAUGCAGUGUAACCCUGUCUGGAGGAAACCCGGCACCCUGUCACCUAUUUUUUUUUUAACUUGUCUUAUGGUAAACCUCACAUUUACCACACUGAGGGAAGUUACUGACGCUGGCAGUCAUGGGCAGUUCCAUCCGGACUGGAGGAUACUCUUCAGUGUCUUUUCCUCAAAAACACUUUUGUUUGGCUUUGCUUAUUUGAGUUUGUUCAGUGUUUCUAAUCAGACAAGGUGUGCAACAUUAAGGAUCCUAUUAUUUAUAUAGUAAGUUUACAGAGUGGUAGGAUAAAAAUAAAUGGAGACAGGAAGACGCAUUUUGCUAUGAAAAUGACUGGAUCUGAUUCUGACUUAACACGGGAUGGUUCUCAACCCUGAGGGUGCUUUCUCUGGAGCUCUUAUUAAGCUUCAGUUAUAAAAAAAUACACAUAUACCUAAUAUACAUGUUGUAAAUAAACAUCUGUAUUUAUAUAUAAUUAAGUAUAUGAAUUUAUAUCUAUAUAUAAAUACGGAGAAUAUGAAAUUAUUAAUUUUCUGUUCUGUAUUUGUUAAUCUUCUGAUUGUGGCUCUGGUGUAAAUAUACUUUUGAAGUCCUCAUACUUUUAGAAGCACACGCAGCAUAGUGGUUAAGGGCCAGGACCUGUGACCGGGGAAGGGUUGUCAGUUCAAGUCUCAGGUACUUAACCUGAAUUGAUGCAUAAAUGGAUAAAGGUGGGAAAACAGUGUUCUGCUAGGCAGCAGAAUAAACUUUUAUAUAGUUUGUUAAUUCUGAACACCCCAGAUACCUCCGCUUCUGCUUGUGUCUCCUUAUUGUCUCUUUUUCCCCUCUUUUUUGGGUGUGAGAGUAUACUGAGGAGCAGACCUUUUAAACAGAUGUGUAUAGAUAUUUUUUAAUAAUAUGAGUAAAUGUUAAUAUGCAGCUCCUGUUUGCAGGGAUGGAAAGGAUGAAUAGCUGAAGUGAGAUGAGGAGAAGCUCUGUUUUGAUGUAACUCACAGUUAUGGCUUUUGCACGCCAGUCCCUUGAUGCCUCAGUCGGCGUCAUGGAGCUCUGUGCAUUAGGAGGAUGUCAGAGGAGAUGUUGGUGCUCAGUAAUGGACGUGAACGUUAGAUUUGUUGUCCUCAGCAGGUAGGCUGUGUGGUUUUUUUCAUGCUUGCUAAAUGUUGCAAAGCGUUACCUAACCUAAUUGAUGCUUGUACAUUGCAUUUUUAAGUGUUUAUUUUAUUCUACAUAUUUUUUUAAAUUACAUCAUGUACAUGGAGAGUGACACUCGCAUAUACAGUAGCACAUAUAGCACUCACAGAUGUGCUGUGUAUACAUUACAGAAAGGCGCGUGCUCUUGUGUUAAUGGCUCUACAUAUCAUUGAGGAAGAGUCAUCGACACAACACACAUCGCUCCCACACAAUUUGAGGGACUUCACAUAAUUGUAGACUGCUUCAGAAUGGCCCAUGAGCCCCUUAUUCUCUUCCAUGGUAUAAAACACUGCUGGGAAUGUAAAAACAGCUCUGUGGAGUGUUUCUCCACUAGUGUGCACUUCUCAGUAGUGUUCUCCCAGCAGUGUAGACUCUUGUUUGGUACCGCAGCAAUUCUGUACCUCCUUGCCUGGGUACUUCCAUUUAUAAGGAAUGACUGUAAACCCCUCCCUUCCCUUCAACACACUUAUCCGUCAAGAGCAUGACCACUUCAUUGCCACCUGAACUGACACGUGGAGAUGCUGACUGGUGGGAUGUGGCACACCUUUCUCCCUCUGCUAUGGUAACUGAAGAGUUAGUUAAAUUCAGUGUCAAAGUUGUACUUCAGAUAAGAUCGAAGACUCAGUACACACACACACACAUUGUACCUCCUCUCUCCUUCUUUACCUGUAUCUGAAAUGUGUGACAUUAUUUUGAAGGGAUAGAUAUGUAUUCAUAUUAAUUUUAUUGUGUUCAGUGCAUUGUAUGUAUACUGCUUAUGAUUUAAGUCAUUUGCUGGAUUAUUGCUGCCAUAACCCAUUUCACAGUUACGAAAAGGCCCCCUUCUCACUAUCUGCGGAGGAUAACUGUGGAGGACAGGUGUUUUUUUUUUUCCUGUUUCUAUGAGGACUGUUCUGAACGAGGUUCUCUCAUUUCAACAUGUUACUAAACAAAAAUAUUGUUACAUUUUGGACCAUUUCUAAAAUGAAGUGGUAUAAACCAAUGUUUAAAAAGGUGAAAAGUUAGAAUUAAUAAUAAAAUAUCCAGAUUUAUAUUGCUGAAGCAUUCAAAUGAUUGUCCUGUGAAUUGUGCAAAUGAUCUCAUCUAUGCAUUCUUGUACAUUUUUGUGUUUUUUUUCUUGUUUUUUGGAGGGGGUUUUAAUGAUAUGAUAUUGCCUAUGAUAAAGGUUGUAUUGUACUAUAGACUUGUGGAAAUGUUUUAUGUCACAGAUGUAUUUGUUUAAAAUAGUGAUUUAAGAGAAAAUGAAGUAUUUAGAUAUUAGGUGAAGCAAUGAUCUAAGUGCUCUGCUUUCUUUUGUUAA